Ricinus communis (castor bean) is the source of this 1679-nucleotide messenger RNA. RefSeq names its product tubulin beta chain. Bases 110 to 1447 code for a protein of 445 amino acids. NCBI's taxonomy places the organism in Eukaryota, Viridiplantae, Streptophyta, Magnoliopsida, Malpighiales, Euphorbiaceae. The transcript has 3 exons. Gene Ontology annotation, biological process: mitotic cell cycle; microtubule cytoskeleton organization. The record is from RefSeq and is a predicted model, not a curated record. Gene Ontology annotation, cellular component: microtubule; cytoplasm. Gene Ontology annotation, molecular function: GTPase activity; structural constituent of cytoskeleton; GTP binding.
CUGCAACCCUAAUUUGUUACGCCUUUAAAGGGAGAGUUAGUUAACAGUUAGAAAGUCCACUGGCAUUCCCAUUUUGCCCUUGGGCUGAAAACAUUCAACUGGGCCGAACAUGCGUGAAAUUCUUCACAUUCAAGGAGGGCAAUGUGGGAAUCAAAUCGGAUCAAAAUUCUGGGAAGUUGUUUGUGAUGAGCAUGGGAUUGAUCCCACCGGCCGGUACACCGGAAAUUCAGAAUUGCAGGUGGAGAGGGUGAAUGUGUACUACAAUGAGGCUAACAAUGGCCGGUAUGUGCCGCGGGCUGUGCUUAUGGACCUUGAGCCAGGCACUAUGGAUAGCAUCAGGACAGGCCCAUAUGGGCAGAUUUUUCGGCCCGAUAACUUUGUUUUCGGACAGUCCGGGGCUGGAAACAACUGGGCCAAAGGCCAUUACACUGAAGGUGCUGAGCUAAUUGAUUCAGUUCUUGAUGUUGUGAGGAAGGAGGCAGAGAAUUGUGAUUGCUUACAAGGAUUUCAAGUAUGUCAUUCUUUGGGCGGUGGGACUGGUUCUGGCAUGGGAACUUUGCUAAUUUCAAAAAUGAGAGAAGAGUACCCAGAUCGAAUGAUGCUUACAUUCUCUGUUUUUCCAUCUCCAAAGGUAUCAGACACAGUGGUUGAGCCCUAUAAUGCUACACUUUCUGUUCAUCAGUUGGUAGAGAAUGCUGAUGAAUGUAUGGUUCUUGAUAAUGAAGCACUCUAUGAUAUUUGCUUCAGGACUCUCAAGCUCACUACUCCAAGCUUUGGAGACUUGAAUCAUCUAAUUUCCGCAACAAUGAGUGGUGUAACCUGCUGCUUGCGGUUUCCGGGUCAGCUGAACUCAGACCUAAGAAAGCUAGCAGUAAACUUGAUCCCAUUUCCAAGACUUCACUUCUUCAUGGUAGGAUUUGCACCCCUGACAUCUCGAGGAUCGCAGCAGUACCGUUCACUUACAGUCGCCGAGCUAACACAGCAAAUGUGGGACGCCAAGAACAUGAUGUGUGCAGCUGAUCCUCGCCAUGGGCGUUAUCUCACAGCAUCAGCAGUGUUCAGAGGCAAAAUGAGCACUAAAGAAGUCGACGAGCAACUGAUAAAUGUGCAGAACAAGAACUCUUCCUACUUCGUCGAAUGGAUACCCAACAAUGUCAAGUCUAGUGUCUGUGAUAUCCCGCCAAAAGGGCUCGCCAUGGCCUCAACUUUUGUUGGGAAUUCAACUUCCAUUCAGGAAAUGUUCAGAAGGGUGAGUGAGCAGUUCACUAUCAUGUUUAGAAGAAAGGCGUUCUUGCAUUGGUAUACUGGAGAAGGAAUGGAUGAAAUGGAGUUUACAGAAGCUGAGAGCAACAUGAAUGAUCUUAUUGCUGAGUAUCAACAGUAUCAAGAAACUACUACUGAUGAACAUGAUGACUACGAGGAAGAUGACGGUGGCUCUGAGAACUGAAUUUGUUCGGCUAAUUUGUUGCUUCGUAUGUUUCGAGCAGUGAUCAAUCAGUAGAUUGAAGUUGUUUUCAUGAAAGUUUUUAUGGUGAUGAUAAUGGAUCGAUGCUUGAAAAAUUUUAAGUAAUUUCUAAUAGCUUUCCUCCAGGAGUUCAUUGGUUAUGUAAGACUUCCUCAAAAUCAUAAAUGAAAUUGCAAUAUUACUGUUUAUUGGCUAUUUUUAUUGGAUUUGUUUA